ACAGACAGACAGACAGAUAGGCUAAGAGAAAGACAUAAUGGACCUUGGUAUGCUGCUCCUGCUGGUACUCAGCAGUGCCGUCUGCCACAGCGCGGAUUCAACGUAUUAUGGUGGGACUGUGCGCUGUACAAUACCGGGAUACAUGCCCCCAGACUCGAAAUGGACAGGGGAGGUACAAUUCCACUACCGUGAGAAUGGCCGGGACAGGUGUGAACAGCAGUUCUCCUGGGAGUGCACCAGCGGCUACUGUAAUGGCAGUGCCAACCGCCAAGGACCUGUCGUGCAGACCACCGACAAGGACCAGUCCGGCCAAAACCUCUGGUGCCAGUCGGAGGGACACUUCACUAGAAACUUCACUAGGGACCAGAAAACCCAAUCCUACACCCUGAGUGACUCAGGUUGCUGUUGGGGCUCCAAUGUCAAUGGAAAGACCAACUGGACAAUACACACCGAGGUGGAUUUGGGGUUACGGGUCAGCCCGGGGCCUCCAACCCAAAACACACCUCCUGUCACGGCAACUGUCCCAACCCUGCGAGUUCCUCAGAACUGCUUUUCCACUCUUCCUCUCUUGGCCUAUGACCCGGAUGGAGAUGACGUGAGGUGCCACUUCCCUGUGAACGUCGCACACCCCAACAUUACACUUGACAGGGUCCAGUGCACUCUGCAUGCCACGGGCCGGUUGGCUGUAGGGUUGCAUGUAUUUGAGGUGCUGCUGCAGGACCACCCCACUGUAGACGUCAACAUGACGGGAUAUAAAUCUAAUUAUACCAGAAAGGCCCUGAACGAGUCCUAUGCCAGUAACCCGACUCCGACCCCGUUCAGCCGCGUGCCUUUGCAGUUUGCCGUGGAGAUCCAGCCAGCUCUAUCCAACUGUCUCCCUGGCUACAUACGACCACAGUUCUUGACUCCAACACCUUCACAUGGGGAUGUCCAUCAUGCCGCUGUGGGUCACCUGUACCAACUCGAAGCCCGAGUAAAAACCGCCCAUGCCAAGACAUUUGACUUCCAGGUCAGCGGCCCUUCCAACAUGACCAAGAAGAUCAGGGAUGAGGGCUUUGGUGUCACGAGGCUCUUCCUGGGCUGGAUCCCGCAGGAAAGACACCUGAGACAAAACAUUCCCAUCUGUUUCACUGCCGAGACAAACGAGAGCCAGUCAGAGAUGAGAUGUGUGGUUGUGGUGGUGGCCAAAGCCCUCGCACUUACAGGUGAGGCGAAUGUUUCGUGCACAGAGAAUAGGAUCAGCAUCGCCGUGAGCAAGGCCUAUCUGCCUGGGGUGGACAUGAAGUGGCUGCGGCUAGCCGACUCAUCCUGCUCCCUAACCUCCAACCAAACACACAUCAUGGGCACCAUGUCACUCAAAACCUGUGGCACAAAGAUGGAGGAUGCAGGUGACUUCAUGGUGUUGAAAAACGAAAUAAACUCCUUCGACGCGGUCAACGCGACCAUCACACGACGUAACCGGAUCCACAUCGGCUUCUCCUGCCGGUAUCCCAAGACCUUCAGCAUUUCCAACUAUUACCAGAUCCACAGCUCCAACUACAUGUUCACAGAGUCCAACUUUGGUAGCUUCGGCUACACCUUUGAGGUCUUCAAGGACAGUAAGUUCACCCAGAAGGUGGAUCCCAGUGCUUACCCAGUGAAGGUGAAGCUAAUGGACAGGCUGUACAUGGGCAUCCAGGCCCAGUCCGAUCUGCCCAAGGUACAGCUGUUGGUGGAGUCUUGCAAAGCCACUCCGGAUGACAGCGCCAGCAGCAGUCUCUUCUAUGACCUCAUCAAAGACGGGUGUCUAAAGGACGAGACGGUCAAGGUUUAUCCCGGGAACCGAACCCAAUUCUACUUUGAGGUCCAGGCCUUCAAAUUCACUGGGAGCUACGACCAGGUGUUCCUCACCUGUACCGUCAUCCUGUGUGAGGUAGGAAACCCCAACUCUAGGUGUGACCAGGGCUGCCUGAACAAAGCCUCGCGGAGGCGCAGGCGAGAUCUCCCCAACGGAGAGACAGACAGGCACUACAUUACCCAGGGUCCUUUCCGUGUGGUCAGAGAGACCCAGCCCAGUGCAGACCAGAAGACAGGUGCAGGUGAAAAGACCGGUGCAGAUGUGGAAGCUACAUAUUUUCUCAGAUCGGACAUGGGAACCAUAGUCUUCGCCGGGCUGUUCAUCAUGACCGUGAUUCUGCUGACAGUGGUCGUGGUCUAUUUUUUGAAGAAGAGCAGAGCUGAAGAACACGAGGCUCUCAUUGCAUAUGAUUAAAGAAAUGUAACUGGGUUUGUGCCUGACCAGGGUCACUUCUGGUUUACCAAAAGUAAAGCACACCUUUCUUUUAGUUGUACUUUCAACAACAAAUGAACACUAGUUUACAUACUGAAUACGGUAACAUUAACUACACAUAUUAACACUAGUUUACAUACUGAAUACGGUAACAUUACUACACAUAUUAACACUAGUUUACAUACUGAAUACGGUAACAUUACUACACAUAUGAACACUAGUUUACAUACUGAAUA
Messenger RNA from Oncorhynchus mykiss (rainbow trout), 2505 nucleotides. RefSeq lists its product as uncharacterized. The record is from RefSeq and is a predicted model, not a curated record. Lineage: Eukaryota; Metazoa; Chordata; Actinopteri; Salmoniformes; Salmonidae.